Molecule: messenger RNA, 974 nt
Organism: Fimicolochytrium jonesii
Lineage: Eukaryota; Fungi; Chytridiomycota; Chytridiomycetes; Spizellomycetales; Powellomycetaceae
Exons: 1
Coding region: 89-808 (239 amino acids)
Source: RefSeq, a predicted model, not a curated record
CAGAGCGAGAUGACACAGCUGGAUUCUUAUUAUUUUAACAGAAACCAGCACCCCCUCCCCCCCCAAGCACAGGCCCCCCCAGCCAACAAUGUGGUCCUCAGCAGCCCUCUACACAAACCCCUCCUCCUCGCUCUCACCUUCCCUCCUCGCUUCGCCCGCCUCCCCCGAAAAAAACAUAAACGCCCUCAUCCGCUCCCACUUUGCCGCCCACAACCCUAACGCGAUUCUCGCCCUCUUCUCCCAAGCCCCCUCGCAGCCAACAUCCUCCCUCUACUGCAUCCGCCCCACCCGCGCCCUCCUCACCAGCAUCCUCUCCCACUGCGCAACAGAUGCGAGUGAAGUGAUACUAUCGAUUGGAUCCGCGUCGGGGUUGUUGGAGUAUCUGCUGCAGUGGUUGGCGGAUGAGACGGGUGCGGGGGUGGGGGUUAGGGGCGUGGAUGUCGCGCGGACGAACGUGUUUUUGGAUGAGGGGACAGAGGACGGCGAGAGGGGGUUUGUGUGGUUGCCGAGUGGGAAGCCUUCUGAUGAACGCUUCACAUCCACAACCGUCCUGUUCACAUCCUAUCUGCGGCGACCCUCCAUCUUACUCGAUUACAUGAGCGCAUGUCCCGUUGCGCACACGAUUAUCACUGUGGGACCCAUCUCAGAAGACCCGGGUAGUAUUGAUGACAAUGUGAAGCGGGGGUUGGAAGGGUGGGGCAGCGUUGUGUGGGUGGGAAAGCCGGAGGGGUUGCAGGAUUGGGAGAGAAUGAGUGUUUGGAGGAGGAGAAGGGGUAUUACAGUAAUAAGGGGAUUGGGAUGCAUUUGAGGAGCAUGUGGGAUGCAUGGGCUUUCACACCUUCCAGUUGCUAUUCUAAAGGUCGGAGCAGCAGCCAUUAGGAAUGAUUAGUAAAAUGUGCGGAAGAUGUCAUUUGUACAUUAAGAUUGGGACUUGGGUAUCAUAAGGGCAACGGUGUCCAAUUUCAAUGAUAAGC